CCCGCGCUUGUCUGACGUCACUUCCGCCGCCCAGAAAACAUGGCGGCUGCCAGUGCCUGUGAUUCGGUGCACACCCUUCCCAAAAACGUAGUCAUUAAGACUGAACCAGAAGCGGAGGAUGUGUCGGUCAAGCGGGAGCCCGUCGUUCCUCUCAUUGCCCCGGUCAGCGGACUCCAGCCUCUCUCGUGGUCGCAGGACCACCGCCUGGCUGUGUGCACCUCCAGUUCCCUGGCGGUGAUGGAGCUGGUGUGCGACGUCCACAACAACAAACAGGACCUAACGCUGCACAGGACUUCAAUCCCCGUCCCAGCCGAGGAAUACAAACUGCGGGUGGGGCCAUCAGUAGAGCUGUCUGAAGCAAUGGUGACGUUCGCUACACAUCCAGAUCCCACAGUAAGGCAAGCAUUUUUGGCCGACAGCGUGAUCAACCCAUCAGUAGGCGUGCACAAAGGAAUAAAGUACGCCAGCUGGUCUCCGUUGGGUUGUGACUCGAGUGGACGCUGCUUGCUCGCUUGCCUAACGCUUGACCACAGACUUACCAUUCAUAACAGCCACAAGCGUCUUGAGUGGAACACGCUAGUUGAUCUUACUAAAAAGUACAGCGAGAGGCUAAAAGAGCGGAAUUAUGCCAGAAAGGAUGACAAGCUGCCGCAGACUAACCUACAGGACUUUGACGAGCUGCAGCGGCGUUUCCGUAUGCAGACGCCACUGAGAAUGGAGUGGUCGAGUAUUUACACGAUUAAACAGGUUCAGCCGGACAACACGGGCGUAGACUUAGAGAUGGUCCUCCUCGCUGUCUUGAUGGAAAACGGUGACCUCGUCUUGUGGAAGUUUGUGUUGCCUUUUACGGAUGGGGCAGAUGUCACGUUUUAUGACAUCAUCGAAUCAGGCGUGACCAGACCAAGUGACUUAGCGUGGUGGGAGUAUGAAAACGCAGAUCGUCGCAUGAGCGGCCUGAUCGUCGGCAGUGAGGUGGGACCCGUCAAGAUCAUGCCAGUCAGCCUGUCGGGAGUGAAGGGGUAUUUCACCCUCCGACACCCCGUCAUCCUGUGGAAGGAGUGCGAUGAAAUCGCUGUUGAAAACCUCAAAUGUGUCCCAAUGAUCCACCCGAUACAUAAAUCCAGCUGCAGCCUCAUCGUCGCAUCACGUGGCUGCUACGUCUUUUGGUGUUUACUUGUGAUUUCCCCAGCUGGACUAAAUGUACACAACUCUCACGUGGCUGGGCUGCACUCCCUUCCUGUAGUCUCCCUAGCGGUCAGUCAACAAGGUGUCGCGGUGUACACUUGUUCCACAGACGGGUGGAUUAAAAAGCUGACGCCAACUUUUACAGAGAGCACUUUAAUAUUUAAGCAGGAGGAAAUGAUGCGACCAGAGAACCUCACGGGGAGGAGGAUACACGGGAUUGCAGUGAGCCGCAACGGAGCAUAUAUUGCACUUGUCAGCACGCAAGGUAUGGUUGAUGGCUAUCAUCCAGUUAACAGGACUUACCAGGUUCACUUUGUGACCUUAAAAACUCCAGAAGCUGCAGCAGCGUUGUUGCUCAGGUCUCCUACGCAGAACUUGUAUAAAAUGGCCGACCUGCUCGACCUGGUGAGGUGGCAGAUUUUGAAAAACAAGUCCAUCCCUGCAUCACUGCAGGACGAGCUCGAUCAAAAGAUCCGGGAAGCGGACUCGCCUUACUUGUGGCGGUUCAAGCUCUUUUUGGUGCGAAUACUUCACCAGUCACUGCAGUCACCUAACACAGAAAACAACUGGAAACCUGCAAAAGAGGGAAGCAAGGUGUUCAUAAGAGAUGAGGAAGAGGAGGAUGGAGAAGACAAAGAAGGUGCUGUGAAAGAGGAAGGUGAGCCCGGAGGAGAAAAACUGGAGAAGGAGGAAAAUCAGGAGGAGCAAAGGGCAGAGGUACAGGCUUGGAUGAACACCGUAGAGACUCACUUGAUGAGAGAAAACAUGAAGAAGGUGUUAGGGGUGGUGUACCUCAAUACCUGGCUAGCAGAGAACAUUAGCAUACCCACCUGUGGCCUGGUGGAGUAUCUCUCUAAAGACACCAACGACAGAGCAUCAGAGGUCCUGAUUGGCCACAUCAAGAAUAAGAUGAACAAGCAGACGUUCUCGGAGCGCUGCAGCCUGUGUCAGGAUGUGCUGCCCUUCACAGACCACAAACAAACCAUGUGUAAAAAUGGACACAUGUGGCUCAGGUGUGCGUUGUCAUACCAGGCCUGCCAGACGCUGACGUUCAGACGGUGCCUCCUGCUGGAUAGCAUCGCCAGACUGCCAGAGCCUGAGGGUAAGCGCCACUUUCCAUCUCCCUCCACCUCCAUUUCACAGUCGCGCUCUCGAUCAGCCGUCUCCUCCUGUCACCUUCAACAUCAGCCUCUGCCGCUCGGAUCAAUGCUCGACAUGUUGGAUGACUGAGCCACACAAACAUAAUACUUAUUAACUGUGACUGAUUGCAGAAAUUAGCACAGCGUCUUUUCUUUCUUUUUAGCCAGUGUGCCUUUGUAUUUUCUUAUAAGGCAAGAGUUGAGUUACUGGUCACAAAGCUCAGUCUUGUCACUUUCUCGGCUAGGACUUGAAAUGUGUAGCUGGGGAAUUCUGAAUGCUGGAGCGGGAGUAAGUGAUCUUUGCAUGACUUCUUUAAGGUCGGUCAGCUCAGUAGGAGGGUAGAAAUGUGCACUGACAUGCACGUGCAACAAUGCAAUUAACAGAAUGGGUGACUACUUUUUUUCUUUUUGCUUGUGCUUGUGAAUUACUGAAGGGGUUAAUACUUUGAUACUCAGGGGAGAAAAAAACAAAACUAUCCGAGAUUCCAGUGAGGAGGAGACACGUUAGUCCUGAUUUCUUAAGUAAACGAUAACCUGGAUUAGAAAAACCUGUUGGCAGUGGAAAGCUGAUUUCCACUGCCAUGUGUACAGUUAGAUGGAUUUCUAAUCAGCCUGUUCACAACAGACUGUAAACAGAAACACAGGUGUGACAGCAGAGCUGCGGGAUGAAAGAGGAGAUGAAUGCAUUACAUACAUCAUUACUAUAUAAUGCAUGUAAACAUGUUUUCUGAUUGCCUUUAUAUCUGAAAUAAUGAUUGCAUUCUGUUUCCUCAUAAAAGUCCUAAAGGAAAGAAUUAAGUUUACAAAAGCCUUAAGUAUUGUCUCGAGCCCGCAGUCGACUGUGCAGGCAAGCCAGCAAAGGUUUCUGUAUCAGUCUGGGGGUGUCCCGACCACAGUGACAUUGCUGACUGCUGCUCACUCAUUAGGUACGAGCUCUACAUCGAUUCUGAUAAGGAGUCAUUACAGUACACAAUUGUAACAUUAGAAUUUAGGAUUUAAAUAUACUGCUUAAACAUGGGGGAAUUGUACUGUAUGCUAACAAAUAAUUGUUAUCUUUAUAAUUGUUUUCCUCAUACCAUACGUUCCUCAUACCUUCUUUAUAUUUUGACCAUUACAGUAAUAAUUUGCAUUCUUUUAAUGGUCUUAAAAAGCCUGAAACGCAGAAAGCCUCGGUGAGUCUGUGGAACGUUUAUUGCAUCUAAGUAAUCUGAUUAUCAGACGUUUACUAUUUACUCAAACUGAUUAAGAAGAUUUCUGUCUGUUGUCAUUGUGUCCAGUAUUUCAGUUUCUUUAAUUGGAUUUGGGGAAAGUAUGAUUUGCUUCACAUUAAAUGUAGGAAACCCUCUUACAUAUUUAUGUUCGGAUAUAUUUGUAAGUUAGAGAUCUUUGCUCUGCAUUGGUUUUACAGUACAUGUCUCUAUGACAUGUAAUGUACACAUCAUCAUAAUAGCCUAUAAAUGGGUGGAGGUAAGCUCAAUAAUGAUACAAAUGAGAAAAAAAUAUAUUAUUCUACAUAAACACAGAAGUGGGAAAAGAGCAGGCUCUGUGGUCCUGCAGGGGGAAAAAUGAUCUCAGGUCUUUAUCAAACCUGCCUGAGGGGCAGCUCUGCUGGUCAUCCCAGCCUAUCUGAGCUAAUGAGUGACAGGUCUGUGCAGUUGUGGCAUCUGUCAAAAUCAGCAUCACCCCCCACUUGUCUAAAAACAUCUUUAGGAUGUUUGCCUUCUUUAUAGUUCCUAUUUUACUAUUUUUAUUAUUAUCACAGCAGUUUCUGUUUGGAAUAAAAACCCUUUUAUACAUGAAAUUCUUAAAAACAAUUUAGAAGCUCUAUGUCUGACAGCAAAAGACAAAACAACCUACAUUAAUAUUAAAUAUAUGGCAUUAAAUAAUUAGAGAUAAACAAACCAGCCAUGUUGCCAUCUUGAAUAUGCCCGAGACACUACAGUCUGUGCAGCAGACAGGAGGCCGUUUCCCCCGCUGAGCCACUGCACAUCAUGUCUGUGAGAUUUAACUUUAGUCGUGGGUGUUUUGGGAUCACAACGAAGAAUUUUCUUUUCCCCUAAGUCCUGCCUCACUGAUGAGUGUGAGAUAAUGCACUUUCACAGUAAACUUCCUAAUUUAGUCAUUUCUUAUCUCUCACAUACUUCAUUAGAAAGCCCUGUUCUAUACUUCUACGUCAAUAGCAAGCAUGAGGUUAAAAUUAGUUUUUUCAGUAUUGUACAGUGGGAUAAAUAAAAUUUUUAACCCGUUUUAUUCAUUGUGGGUUAAUUUACUCAAGCAUAGAUGUUUUUGUUUAACCAGUGGUCAAAAACUCUGACAAAUGUUAUAGAUGUUUUAGAAAAGUAAGCCGUUUCCUUCGCAUUACUUCUGGCAAAUGUUGGAAGACAAUGCAGACUGACCAUCGCUUACACUUGUCCUGUCUUGCGUGUAGAAAGCAGCAGGAGAGAAGCAUGCUCUCAUUACAGGAAGCGCUUAGUUUGUCAGACCAGUGUGUGCAAGGGGCGGCUCACUUAAUUGUGGUGUGUCGUGAAAAGUUUAGGGCUAAGUUUGUUAAUUUUUCAUCCAUAUUUUCUCACCUGAAUUUUUCUUUUUGGUGCUUUAGUAUUAGACUAUGCAUGCACACUAACAAUGAAUUGUAAUGUAUUUUAAUUCAUGUAAAUGACACUGAAUAACAACUGUAAAUGUGCAGGAUAAAGCUUCAGCUUAAUGUAUGCGUACUUUUAUAUAACGUAUUAGAAUAGGCCGGCCUCCCAGUACCAGUAAUGAAGACUCAACAAAACACAAAUAAAAAUGUAGAGUUCACAAACAAUAGUGAUCAUACCCCAGUUUUGAAUGCUCAGCAUAUAAAAAUGGUUAUUACAUAAUUAUUAAAUAUGUUUGCGUUCCAUUGCAGUCCAUUUUUACUGUAUCUCAUCACCUACUUCUCCCCAUCUUUUGAUAUCAAACCUUUUCUUUCUUUGUCUGAACUACAGUUCGUGUCUCGAGGGCACAACACAUUACCUCGGCUGUUCCAGCUCAAACUUCACUUGUAUACUUACUUACUAAAAAUGUUUAUUAUUUAGCCACAUCCUUUUCUUAGGAAUGGUGUGCACUAUUGAUUGUCCCACUUUUAUUGCUUUAGUGGACAAGAACAUUAUCGAUUUUUGUGUUUCUUAUAUAGAGAAAAGGGCACUACGCAGAUUGCAAAUAACGAGAGUACGACUGUGUUUGUAGAAUGAGCCUGUAACAUAUGCAUGGCAGUGAGAACAAAUUGGCCAGUGUGCGCAUUUAAUGAAUCCAGUGGUAAGUUUGCACAUGCCCUUAUUUUGUGCUCAAUUGUAUACUCGUAGUGCUUAAUGAGGCCAUUUUUUUUGGGGGGGGGCUUAAAUUGUACUCCUGUCACCCUUCAAAGUCUCUGAUAUUAAUACAUACAUAACCACAUUAAAUGAAUUUGUUGUUCGUAAUCUUGAGCACAAACAGAAGUUGUUUUGUUUCC
Molecule: messenger RNA, 5796 nt
Organism: Haplochromis burtoni (Burton's mouthbrooder)
Lineage: Eukaryota; Metazoa; Chordata; Actinopteri; Cichliformes; Cichlidae
Gene: gtf3c4
Product: general transcription factor IIIC, polypeptide 4
Exons: 4
Coding region: 40-2415 (791 amino acids)
Biological process (GO): transcription initiation at RNA polymerase III promoter
Cellular component (GO): transcription factor TFIIIC complex
Molecular function (GO): histone acetyltransferase activity; protein binding
Source: RefSeq, a predicted model, not a curated record